This is a messenger RNA of Rotaria sp. Silwood1, 494 nucleotides long. NCBI's taxonomy places the organism in Eukaryota, Metazoa, Rotifera, Eurotatoria, Philodinida, Philodinidae. The record is from the annotation of a GenBank genome assembly.
UUGUUGGAAAUUUUGAAUGUUUUACUGCAUUCUUUUGUUUUUGUUAUUAUUGGAUUGAUAAAGGCGUACCUUUUUAUUCAUUUAUGUUUACUUUUGAAAAAUUCGGCACUGAUCCUCUUACUCCAUAUACUACGGAUGAAUUAUUAUUAAUGACUAAUACGGCACAAUCAGUUUACUAUUGUUCAAUGUGUCUUUUUCAAUUUUUUAAUUUUUUUGCUACACGUACUCGGUAUUUGUCGAUUCUUCAACAUAAUCCCGUUUGGGGUAAAGGUCAAAAUUUGUACAUAUUCGGUGCAAUGCUUAUUUCGAUUGGUAUUCAAUUACUUCUAACACAAAUUGGUUGGUUCAAUCGAGUGUUCGGUACAGGUCCAGUGCCAGUCAAAUAUGUUAUGCCAACACUUGGAUUCGGCAUGCUCUGGUUAAUAAUUGAUGAAUUAAGAAAACUUUACGUACGCAAAUAUCCACGUAGUUUUAUUGCACGAAUUGCUUGGUAA